UCCAGAGCUGGUCGCUCGAGGGAGCUUCUUGGGGAGCUUGGUCCCUUGCCCCUUCGUGAACUGCCUGAUGUGUGGAGAAAAAGACGGUGAGAGGGGUCAAGGCGAAGCUCACCACCAGGCGCCCCUCGAUCCUCCUGCGAGCAAGGAUCGUGCUCGUCUGUCCCGCGCGCCCGCUGGGAUGUUCCGCCAGUGGUCGGUGCAGUCAGGACCGGCCCCCCGACGGCCUGGAUCCCUUGCGGCAGCUGAGGAGCUGUGGGAGGAAGAAGUGGAGCGGCUGUGCGCCUCCCGGGCGCCGGUACGGAUGCUGCCCUACGCCAUGGCCGACAGGCGCUUCAUCCGGGAUCUGCGGGAGCCCGAGGGGGUGAAGACCUCCUGCCGACAGCGGUGGUGUCGCAGAGGGCAGAUGGCCCGACAGCACCUCAGGGAGGCAGCGCAGAAGCUGGCUCAUGGCUUCGGGCUUUGGGAGGGAGCACUCUACGAGAUUGGGGGCCUCUUCGGGACCGGGAUCCAGUCAUACUUCACUUUCCUUCGCUUCCUGCUGCUGCUCAACCUGCUGACCCUGCUGAUGACCGCCAGUUUCAUCCUGCUGCCCCUGGUGUGGCUCCGCCACCCUGAGCCAGGCCCUGCCUUGAAACUGACAGGCCUCCAGUGCUCCGGCAGCCACCCGUCCCUGAGCGGCAUUCCGAAGUUCCACAACCCACUUUGGAAUAUUUUAACUGGCAGGGCCUUCAACAGCACCUAUCUCUUCUAUGGUGCCUACCGGGCAGAGCCAGAGCACAGCUCAGCAUACAGCAUCCGCCUGGCCUACCUCCUCACCCCAAUGGCUUGCCUGCUCCUCUGCUUCUGCGGGACACUGCAGCGGAUGGUACAGGGACUGCCACAGCAGCCACUCCUGGGCCAGGGCUACAGGGCACCCCUCAGCGCCAAAGUCUUCUCAUCCUGGGACUUCUGCAUCCGGGUGUGGGAAGCUGCCACCAUCAAGAAACAUGAAAUCAGCAAUGAACUGAAGGUGGAGCUGGAAGAGGGCCGUCGCCUGGAGCUGGCUCAACAGCAGACCCGCACCCAGAAGGCCUGCCACCUGCUCACCUAUCUGCGUACCAAUGUCCUCAUUGCACUCCUAGUGGUUGGAGCCAUCAGCGCCAUCUUCUGGGCCACCAAGUACUCACAGGACAACAAGGAGGAGUCCCUUUUCCUGGUGCUGCAGUACCUGCCCCCUGGAGUCAUUGCCCUGGUCAACUUCCUGGGUCCCCAACUGUUCACGGUGCUGAUCCAGCUGGAGAACUUCCCUCCCAGCACUGAGGUCAACCUCACCCUAAUCUGGUGCGUGGUACUGAAGCUGGCCAGCCUGGGGAUGUUCUCCUUCUCGCUGGGUCAGACUGUGCUGUGCAUAGGCAGAAACAAGACCAGCUGCGAGACCUACGGCUACAACGCCUGCGAAUACCAGUGCUGGGAGAACUCCGUGGGUGAAGAGUUAUAUAAAUUAAUCAUCUUCAACUUCCUGCUCACCGUGGCCUUCGCCUUCCUGGUCAGCCUGCCUCGGAGGCUGUUAGUGGAACGCUUCUCAGGCUGGUUCUGGACUUGGCUGGACCGGGAGGAGUUCCUGGUGCCCAAGAAUGUGCUGGACAUCGUGGCUGCGCAGACCGUCACCUGGAUGGGCCUCUUCUACUGCCCCCUGCUGCCGCUCCUCAACAGUGUCUUCCUCUUUCUCACCUUCUACAUCAAGAAGUACACCCUCCUGAGGAACUCCAGGGCGUCCCCAAGGCUGUUCCGAGCCUCCAGUUCCACCUUCUUCUUCCAACUGGUGUUGCUCCUGGGCUUGCUCUUGGCUGCGGUCCCUCUGGCCUACGUGAUCAGCAGCACCCACUCCUCCUGGGACUGUGGCCUCUUCACCAACUAUUCAGCCCCCUGGCAGGUGGUGCCAGAACUGGUGACCCUCCAGCUCCCACUUCCUGGCCAGCGUGCCCUCCGGUACCUCAGCUCCCACGCCUUCAGCUUCCCUCUCCUCAUUCUGCUCAGCCUCGUCCUGACCGUGUGCGUUUCCCAGUCCCGGGCGAACGCCAGAGCUAUCCAAGGGCUGCGGAAGCAGCUGGUGUGGCAGGUCCAGGAGAAGUGGCACCUGGUGGACGACUUGUCGCGGCUGCUGCCCGAGCUGAGCCCGGAGCCCGAGUCCCCUCGCCCUCGCUCUCGAGCUUCGCGUCCGCGGUCCUUCUGCCCAGGAUUCCCGUGCCCAGGUUCACCCGGCCCCAGGACACCCCGUCUGGGACCCUCCACCAGGCUGAGCUCCUCGAGCUCCGGAGCCCGCAGUGCCUCGGUUCCUGUCUCCAGAUUUCACUUCCCUAGCCGCACAGAGAUGUAGCACCGAUCGCCCCACAGCCCACCCCACCCCCGGUUCUGCCACAGCUUCCUCCAGCGCCCCCACUCCCAUCCGUUACCCGAGGAUCCCUAGUCUGAGGAGCCACUGCCUACAGCUGGCCCCAGGCUUCAUCCUCAGGUCAGCAGGAAGAACAUGAGAAUGUCUACCUCUAUUUUAUUUUGUCUUAUCCCUUCAGAUGUUUUAUUGAGUGUUUUAUAGUGUACAUAAUGGUAUGUAUAUC
Chionomys nivalis (European snow vole) is the source of this 2594-nucleotide messenger RNA. RefSeq names its product transmembrane channel like 8 (gene Tmc8). Gene Ontology annotation, molecular function: mechanosensitive monoatomic ion channel activity. Gene Ontology annotation, cellular component: plasma membrane. Bases 68 to 2356 code for a protein of 762 amino acids. The record is from RefSeq and is a predicted model, not a curated record. The transcript has 16 exons. Lineage: Eukaryota; Metazoa; Chordata; Mammalia; Rodentia; Cricetidae.